Messenger RNA from Ostreobium quekettii, 1212 nucleotides. The record is from the annotation of a GenBank genome assembly. Lineage: Eukaryota; Viridiplantae; Chlorophyta; Ulvophyceae; Bryopsidales; Ostreobiaceae.
AUGCCGGGGCUGGCGCUGGCGCCAUUCACGGCGGAACAGUUUGACGCCUUCUGGCCGCGGUGGCGGCACGCUGACAAGUCGGGCAACCUGCUGCACUGCGAGCUGAGGUGCUCGGUGGAGAAGGUGCGGGACAUGCUGUUCGCGCCGGAGGCCAAAUUUCAGGAAAAGCUCCACAAAGUGAGAAGGGACUCAAACAUCGCAAAGACAGCUUGGUUGGAGGACUUCCGGGAUCUGCCAUCACUGCCCAGCGGUUAUGACUGGACAGUGCAGCUGCAGGAUGCGGACUAUGUCAACAGCCGGCCGCGUAGGGGCCUAAUCAGGAAGGUCCAUUUCACGAGUGCAGGCAUCUCGCUGCACCCAAGUCCCUUCAACACAGAGGAAUGCCAGCGGUGUGUGGAGUACGUGCCCAGUAAACGGCUCGUUGUGGAGGUGUGCGUCAUAUCAACGCCGCCGUACUGCGACAGGUUCCGCCCAAUAAACAUGUACCAGGUGGAGUCGAUCGGAAACGGCUGGUGCACAGUGAAGGUGGACUAUCAGAUUGUCUAUAUCGCUGCCGUCAAUUUUGUGCUGAGGACGUUCAUCGAAAGGAGCGCUAAAGAUGGGAUGUUGCAGAACUUCGAAAAGAUGGCCAAGGCCUUCGACAGCUAUGUAGAGACAAACAAUCUAAGGAAGAAAUCCAAAACGGAAAAGAAGACACCACGGCUAACUGCAAAGGACAUCAGGUCGUUCCCAAUUGACGACCUGCCUUUCGAGAUCGUGGAGCAGGUGGAAAAGAAAGACCGGGGCCUUAAGGCGUUCGUGAUGUCGGACAGGCUGCAUCGCGACGCCAGCGCCUUCAUGCUGGCCCUCAUCUUCCCGCUGAGGAUCCUCAUGAUCCUGCCGGCAGUGUACAAAUGGCUGCAAGGGGUGCCUUCCGGCGGUGCGGCCGCCGAUGAGCACCCCAACAAAUGGCACGGGCUGGGGGCCAUGGCGCAGGAGUUUUUCAGGGCGCUGUCGAGAUUGUUGCUGUCACUCUGUGUCGCAUACGUAAUACACAACGCCGUCCUAGGCACGAGGAUGCGGUGCGAGGGUUUGGGUGGCAGAUUUGCGGAGGCGUGUGAAGUUGUGUUUGAGCUUGUGGGACUGCCGGUGGAAUUCCGGGCCUUAGUCAGCAGUGGUCUGUUCAUGGCCUUUGUUGUCAAAUUUGUGGAGCUGGGCCUCGUGACGCGAUAG